AUGUGGCAGCACGCCACUCCGGCCAAGCCAUCCAAGUACGUUGGCAGUUCCCUCUCUGUACUAAUUCCCAUCCUACUGCUGUGUCUUGCCAGUCUUAUUGGCAAGUGCUGGUCUUUUAGAGUCAAUAUUUGCCCUAUUAGAUCGAUAGGAGGCCAUAAAACUGAAUUGGGGCACGUUAGACACAGGGAAGGUGACAAUUACCCGGGCAGCCUCUACGCUGUGCCUGAAGGAGCCUUCUCCGUUAAAGGGAAAACCGUUAAGUCACCAUUUCUUUUUGAACUGAUAGAGCGCGGUUUAAUUGCGAAUGCUACAGAUCUAGCAAGGCUAGAUGAACUCUUCUGCUCCCGGGAAUCCGCCGCCAAAUCAACGGAUGUGCCGGCUGUAUAUUAUGGUAUCGACCUCACGGCAAACUUCAUUCAUGAAGGGACUCUUCUACAGCUCUUGUUACUACGUCGAUUUUUGGCGCAGGGGUUCAAUGUCGUAGUUUUACUGGGGGGAGGUACCACGCUGGUCGGGGACCCAUCAUUCAAAUCGAAACGUACCAAGGCCACAAUAACAUCCUCCGAAUCUGGUAACACCAGAUAUAAUGCCAUAUUGGAUAGGAUAACGCCUUGCGCUUCGGUGAAAGAGGACAACUAUGCUGGGAUCCUGGAAGUGGUAAAGAAACUGCUGACAAGGGAGCUCGAGACCGUUGAUGGCCAUUUAGUGCACCCAGCUCUAAAGUUAGCUUCAGCAAUAGGGGAUGGUGAUUUGACUAAAGUCACUUCGACCCCUUACAACGUGGUGGUGGUGAACAACCGUGACAUAUACGACCGUGUCACACUAACGGAAUAUCUUGGAACAGUUGCACGCAAUAUGAGUGUAGGAAGGAUGCUCUCUCGAGAGUGUAUCAAGUCGAGACUACUCUAUACAGAGGAAGCUGGCGUUACAACCCUUCGCAUGGCCAACAUGGACCUGGCAGAGUUCAUUUACAUGUCAUUGCAGGCAACGGAUUUCGUCCACGUCGCAUCAAAAUAUAACGCUGUCAUUCAACUUGGUGGCAGCGAUCAGAUGGGUAAUAUCAUGUCAGGAAUAGAGUUGGCAAACGGAUUGAACAAUCUGUCUAAACCUCUAUUCGGUAUCACAACGCCGUUGCUGCAGACACGCAGCGGUGAGAAAGUUAGCAAAUCCAACUCCGAAGAACUACUUCGCAUCACUGCUGAUAUACCGCCUCUAGUGUUUUGGUCACACUUCCGCAACGUCGAUGACCAGGUGGUCGGCAGGUAUUUACAAUGGCUAACUCAGGUGCCCAUUAACAAUAUCGACGAGGCGCUAGCGAAACAUGUAAACACUGCUAAGGUACUCUUGGCGGACGAGUUGACGUCAUCGAUAUUCGGCAAAAGAUACACUGAUGCGCUACAGGAGCAUUGGGUCAAAGGAGAUGUUGCCAAUGUGACAAAACCACGCGAAAACUGUUCCACCGAGGAAUACGAUUCAUUAGUCACCUUUGUGGAUUGUGUUCCACACGUAGAAGUUUCUCUUGAUCAACUGACGCAGGGCGUUCCAUUCGCUGAGCUACUGGAUAUGCUUCGUACCCCUCAAUUGGUAUCAGGUUUAUUUUACAGCAACCGCCGCGCCAUUCGUGAAGGCACGUGUCGAAUAAAUGGCAUCGUAGAAACCCAUGUAGAUCGUUUAGUGACAGCCAACGACCUUCUGAAUGUAUCGUGCGAAGACGGCCGGUCAAUGCAAUACAUUGCUCUGCAGUUUGGCAAACGCCAGCUAUACCUCGCCGUAUUGAAGUGA
Messenger RNA from Babesia sp. Xinjiang, 1782 nucleotides. It is a transcript of the gene tyrS, whose product is annotated as Tyrosine--tRNA ligase. Bases 1 to 1782 code for a protein of 593 amino acids. The transcript is spliced from 3 exons. The record is from RefSeq and is a predicted model, not a curated record. Lineage: Eukaryota; Apicomplexa; Aconoidasida; Piroplasmida; Babesiidae. Gene Ontology annotation, biological process: tyrosyl-tRNA aminoacylation. Gene Ontology annotation, molecular function: ATP binding; tyrosine-tRNA ligase activity. Gene Ontology annotation, cellular component: mitochondrion; cytosol.